Molecule: messenger RNA, 1674 nt
Organism: Pochonia chlamydosporia 170
Lineage: Eukaryota; Fungi; Ascomycota; Sordariomycetes; Hypocreales; Clavicipitaceae
Product: forkhead domain-containing protein
Exons: 2
Coding region: 1-1674 (557 amino acids)
Biological process (GO): regulation of transcription by RNA polymerase II
Cellular component (GO): nucleus
Molecular function (GO): RNA polymerase II cis-regulatory region sequence-specific DNA binding; DNA-binding transcription factor activity, RNA polymerase II-specific
Source: RefSeq, a predicted model, not a curated record
AUGUCGGAGUUUGCUACCACUGAGGUCAUGUAUAAGCAUCCCUCUGCCGUCUCGAAGACAUAUUCGACAGAAGCGUCUUCUCCUCAUCCUAACACACUUGGCAACAUGACUAUCCAGAAAACAGCCACAACAACAACAACAGCUACACCUUUACCCUCUAGUCUUCCAUGCGGUGCAAUGUUGCCAAGCCAGUCAACCAUCAAGGGCCGCCAGGUCUGGCCGUCACCACCUUUGGCAGCCGGGGAUGUCGACUCCAACUACUGCACCCAGGAGAGUUCAGCUCUCUGUAAUAGCCUUCCAACACAGUACCAUUACAUACCUGCCUCAUCCCAUGGUGGAUGGUGUCCUGUGGUGCCCACCAUGGAUCAGUCCUUGGAACGAUACGGGGCGCAGGGCCUAUCAAAAAACAUGCAGGAUCUCUCGAGUGCUUGCACAUUGGGCCCUGCAGUCGAUCUGGGGUUGGACAGCACGGACGGCUUCCUUCUCGCCCUCAACUGUGAAAAUGAGGAUCCAAGCAGCCAAUUUUGGGACGCUGAGAUUGUGCCUUCGGUGGACACAUUCGAGACUAGCCCGGCAUCUCAGUCCGACUCUGUGGUUGAGUCCCCGGCUUCGAUGGACACACCCAGAGAUGUCACAACUAUACACCGCCAUCUCGAGAGCCGGUCGGUUCCCUCUUCAACAUCGCCGCCAUCCGACACAAACGACUCUGGGGAAACCGAAAAGUCUGAUGAGCCAUACGCAAAGCUCAUCUACAAGGCAAUCAUGACGCGACCGGAUUAUUCGAUGACGCUGCAAGAGAUUUACCAGUGGUUUCGGGAUAAUACGACCAAAGCAGUUACAGAGACUGGGGGUUGGCAAAACAGCAUUCGCCAUAACCUCAGCAUGAACGCAGCUUUUAGAAAACGUGACAAGGUAGUUGCAAAGACACCCAAGCACUCGUCAAGUACAGCCGAGGAGUCCAAGCGGGUAAACGAAUGGGUCCUGGAGGACUGGGCCAUCCGUGACGGAGUGCAGAGCACCACCAGAUACCGAAAGAACAAUUACGCGAAACGAGCCGGGUCCGUGGGUCGAGGCGGCCAAGGAUGGGUCGGCGUCGAGCACUCGGUCAAGCGAGCAUUGUCUGGUAGAAAGGGAGGGUGCGCAACAAGGGCUGCACGAAUGCGAAGACGAGUCUCUUAUGGGCAGAUAAUGAUGCCUUUGCCUCAUCACCCUCGACAAAUGCUCGAAUACCAGCCAGAAUUGCAUACCUAUUCCUCACCAGCAGACAUUUAUGGCAUAUCACCUGUUCUUCCGGACCACUAUAAUACUAUGCCCUACUAUGCUUCCCUUGAAACCUACCCAGAAGGCAUGGUGGCUGCAUGUGCCGCAGGCGAAUCAACUUCUGAGCCUCUGCAUGUGAGACUGGGGGACGCCAAUUUGCAGCACAUCAUAGCCAACAGCACCAACCUGCACCACGGCAAUCACACCGUGCAUUGCGAUGAGCCUAUUGGCCAGGGUCACCGAACACCAGCAAUGGACGUGAACAUUGCAUUUGAUCUCAGCGAACUACCAAGGCGUCCGGGUGCUGAGUACCAAGACGCCAAGGCCUACGUAUCAACGUCACCCACUUGCCGUCCCUUUCAACCUUUACCGGAGAGCCCAUACGUAUGGUGGAAUCAACAACAUCCUCUGUAG